CUCUACCGAAAAGGCUUUCAUCCGGGUACCUGUUCGCUGCGUAGUGAGCCAUUCGCUCCAGAAGUCACCUUGGACGCGGUAUUGGUAAAGGCGCAUCAAGGGCCACUCGUACAAGAUGAAGGGACUAACUAUGCAAAGCAUUAAGGCGAACCCUUCAUUAAUUCCGCUGUUUGUGUGCACUGGUGUGGGAAUGAUUGGAGCCUUUGGUUAUCUAUUUCGGUUAGCUACAAGGAACCCCGAUACCAGCUGGAAUAAGAAAAGCAACCAGUUGCCUUACCUGAAAAUGAAGCCAACUGAUCAGUAUAAGUUCUACUCGCCUAUCAGGGACUAUUCCAAGGAAACCUUCCCCAAGGAAAGACCACAGCUGGAUUAAGGAACAGAAUUAACUAGGAAAUUUGUGUACAUGUAUAUCUCUUAAUAUAGAGCUUGGAAAAAUGCUGUAUAUAGGUCCUGUUGUGUCAGUUUGAAUAAUGGUUGCCAUAUACGCCGCUACAUUAGUCCAGAAUUUUUAGUGGCAAAGUUUUGGUUAAUUUGGUCAAUUUUCCAUCAUUUGUCCAUAUUGUCUCUGUGAAAGCUCUUCUAACAUGGUGUGUGUAAGGUCUGGUCUCCAGUUUUUUAGCCACAUUCUGUCCCAGUGUGUCUAUUAAAUUUGAAAGAAGGAUGGGUGGAGUUAAUAUUAGUGCUGUUUUCCUCUGUAACUGACCUGGAAUAACAUUUCAUUAAGAAUUUGCCAGUUAAUACAUGACUGCUGAGGAUGUAAUAAAGUGUUAUUUCAUGCAUUUCCAAACCAAA
Liolophura sinensis is the source of this 792-nucleotide messenger RNA. RefSeq names its product cytochrome c oxidase subunit NDUFA4-like. The coding region runs from base 116 to 373 and encodes 85 amino acids. The record is from RefSeq and is a predicted model, not a curated record. The transcript has 4 exons. Gene Ontology annotation, cellular component: respiratory chain complex IV. NCBI's taxonomy places the organism in Eukaryota, Metazoa, Mollusca, Polyplacophora, Chitonida, Chitonidae.